AUGGCCAAGGAAGCCAUACAGACAUGCAUACCCAAAUGUGUGGCCUCGAUGAUACCUCUGACUGGAGUGGGCCCAUCUGCUGAGGGGGAAGCUCCUUUGGACCUUGUCUCUAAGAGCGACGUGAAUACUAGAAGCUUCAAACGUGCAACAUGGACUCCAGAUGGCACCACUCUUUUGGCAGACUCUGCUGAUCACCACAUCCGAUCUUUUGUUCUGCCUCCAGAUCUCCUUGACUCACCUUCGGUUCAUCAUCUUUCCCCAUACUCGACUCUUCCUUCAACAGAACCAACUUAUGCCUUUGCCCCUUACCCCUUUUUCAAUCUCCAAGAUCCAUCAACCACUCUCUUCCUUUCUUCUGUAAGAGACCACCCAAUCCGGCUGGCUUCAGCUCUUGCACCAGUGUCGGUAGCCAGCUACUCACUGGUCAAUCCGACAACUGAAGCCUUCAUCACUCCACACUCCAUCAUCUAUCCAUCUUCGCUUGGGGGAACCCAUUUUCUCACGGGCUCUGACAGCCUCAUAUGUCUAUUCGACGUUUCUCGUCCUGGAAAGGAUGGCCCGAUGUCAUGGCUGCCAACAAUUCCAAGUAAGCGCAAGCAGAUUAUUGGCGGGGGUAUCGGCAUGAAGGGCAUUGUUUCGGCCAUGGCUGUUAGUCCCACUGGGGAUGGGAUUCUGGCUGCCGGCACAUUCACCAGACAGGUUGGUCUUUACAACUCCAAUGGCUCUGGUGAAUCAUUGGGGACAUUCAGCAUUGCCAAGACCGAGGCCAAUCGUGAUAUUGGAGGAAAGGGAAUCACUCAACUGGUCUGGAGUCCCUGUGGACGGUAUCUGUAUAUUGCGGAGCGAAAAAGCGAUGGUGUUCUCGUCUAUGACAUCCGGGUGACGGGGCAGAUGCUCGGAUAUCUGCGAGGACGCAAGGCCGUCACAAACCAGCGCAUGGAAAUUGAUGUUAUUUCUGCUGGUGCAGAUGGUGCGCAUGAGGUAUGGGCAGGUGGCACGGAUGGGUUCAUGAGAGGAUGGAAAAAUCCCAUAUAUGCGGCGGGUGGACAGGAUCCCGAUUGGGAGUUCAAGAUGCAUGAUGAUACUGUCACUAGCACCGUGUUUCAUCCAUCGGGUGGUGUUGUUGCGACUUGUUGUGAGAUGGAGAAAACAACGUCAAAAUAUGGACGAUGCCACCUCCAGAAUCUUGGCCCGAAGAAAGAUGAGAAAAUCGAAGUUAGGGCUAACUUCGUUGCCCCAAAUUCCAAAUGGGAGGGGUAA
Penicillium odoratum is the source of this 1260-nucleotide messenger RNA. RefSeq lists its product as uncharacterized. NCBI's taxonomy places the organism in Eukaryota, Fungi, Ascomycota, Eurotiomycetes, Eurotiales, Aspergillaceae. The transcript is spliced from 5 exons. The record is from RefSeq and is a predicted model, not a curated record. Bases 1 to 1260 code for a protein of 419 amino acids. Gene Ontology annotation, molecular function: protein binding.